ACACAGCCGGAGAACAUCUCCUCCUCAUUUCACUCCGCCCGGGCGCUCGUCGGGCUGCGGGAGCGUCGCGCUGCUCAGAUACCUCGACCCGUUUAAACUUGCGCCCCAUUCGUCCCGGGUGUUCGCGUGCUGCGGCGGGAGCGCGGUGCUCAUUCGGAGGGCGCGCGGGGGAGAAGCAGGGUGAGCAAAGCGGGAAAGAGAGACAAUUCGAUCUCCCAAGAAAUCCGCGAGCGGCGCGAGGAGGAGGAGGAGGAGGAGGAGGCGCGCACCUGUCCACAAGCCCUCACUGCGGUACGCGCGGGGCUGCCGCUGGAGAUUCCAAACCGAGCGUUAAUGUGGAUUCUGGAGUCUGGAGUCUGACUGUUUCCCCCCCCACCCCCCACCUCCCGAACCUCAACGGCUUUUCUUCGCUCCCCCGCCUCCCCCCCCCUUCCCCCCUGCUCGUCUCCGGUGUUUGACACCUUAACCGAGAGGAAUACUACCUAUUUACCGGAGGGUGGGGAGGAGGCGGGAGGGAGGUGAGGCGCCUUUGGAGCGGGAGAUCUUCACGGGCAGACAGGUGGAUUUAUCCGUGUGGUGCUGUAUUUUUUUUUUUUUUGGAGGGGGGUGGUGGGAGGGAUGGGGGGUAGGGGGGCGCACUGGAUGGAGGAGAAAUUGAUGGAUUAAUUUGACGGAGGAGAGUCGUACGUGAUUCCCACUCCUGCCGAGGGCACUCGAAUGGAGUAACAGGCUGCAAUGUCAUCUCCACCUGGCCGCCUGGAGAGAUGUGUCACGGGAAUGGGAUCAAGUUUGAACACUUUUCCUCUGGUUUCACCGACGCUGUGAGAAGGAACCAGAAUGGCAGUAAGCGCGCGGGUCACGGCGGCUGCCCGCACCGGCCCCCGCACCACGGCGGCAAAACGCAACAUUCACCGCACGGACUCCGCAGAAGAAGGCGCAAAACCUCCGCGACCGCAACCCUGCCGCAGCGACGCUUUGUGACACCGAAGGGUACGAUGGGCGCAGUGGGCUGGACGUUGCUCCUACUCUCCCAGAUGAUGGUGCCCGCGGCGUCCCAGAAGCCCCCGGGCCUCAGCGUGGGCGUGAUCAUGGGCCAGACGCGCCACAUUUCCGAUCAGGACCUCCGGCCCGCUCGGCGCCCCGACGACGCCCUCGACGUCUCCGUGGUGAUACUGCGGAUCAACCAGACGGACCCGAAGUCGGUGAUCACGCAGGUGUGCGAGCUUCUGACACGCACUCGCCUGCACGGCCUGGUGUUUGCCGACGGCACCGAUCAGGAGGCCAUUUCCCAGAUCCUCGACUUCCUCUCCGUUCAGACACAACUUCCAGUCCUGGGAGUCUACGGAGGCUCCUCUAUGAUUAUGGCUGACAAGGAUGAGAGUCCACGUUCUUCCAGUUCGGUGCGGCGGCUGCAGCAGGAGGCUCUGCUCAUGCUCUCCAUCAUGGAGGAGUACGACUGGCAUGUUUUUUCUAUCGUCACUUCCAAGUUCCCCGGGUACCAGGAUUUCAUCGGCACGCUGAAGAUAACUGUGGAUCACAGCUUUGUGCGCUGGGACCUGCAGAGCGUGGUGACUCUGGACGCCGUAGACGGCGACCCGAACUCUAAAUCACACAUCGCACUCAAGAGGAUCCAGAGUCCCGUUAUACUGCUGUACUGCUCCAAGGACGAGGCCGUGUACAUUCUGGAGGAAGCUCGCUCCCUGGGCCUGAUCGGAGCCGGUUACAUCUGGAUUGUGUCCAGUCUCACCACCGGCAACCCAGACUUUACCCCCGAGGUGUUUCCCCUGGGCAUGAUCUCCGUGUCCUACGACGACUGGGACUACCCGCUGGACACGCGUGUGCGUGACGGGGUGGGCAUCAUUUCCUACGCCGCCACCGCCAUGCUGCGGGAGAAGGGGGAGCUGCCAGAAGCCCAGAGCAGCUGCUACAGCACACCGUCAGACAGGAGCCCCGGGAAGCUCCCACCUAGCGCCCUGCGCAGACACAUGAUGCACGUAUGGAAUGAAGGGCGCGACUUGUCCUUUACUCCGGAUGGUUACCAGGCCAACCCCAAAUUGGUUGUCAUCGUCCUGAAUAGUGAAAGGAACUGGGAGAAGAUGGGCCGCUGGGAGAACGGGACGCUGUCGUUGAUGUUCCCGGUGUGGCCGAGGUACAACUCGCACGGGGACGAGGACGCGGAUGAAAACCAUCUCUCCAUCGUCACGCUGGAGGAGAAACCUUUCGUCAUCGUCGACAACGUGGACAUCCUCACCGGGACCUGCGUGAGGAACUCCGUGCCCUGCCGCAAGCACGUCAAAGAUAACAGCACAGCAGGAGGCUCCUACAUUAAACAGUGCUGCAAGGGCUUCUGCAUCGACAUUCUGAAGAAGAUAGCCAGGAACGUCAAGUUCACUUACGACCUCUACCUGGUCACGAAUGGAAAACACGGCAAGAAGAUCAACAACAUGUGGAACGGCAUGGUCGGAGAGGUGGUGUAUAAGAAGGCGGUGAUGGCGGUCGGCUCGUUGACGAUCAACGAGGAGAGGUCGGAGGCCAUCGACUUCUCCGUGCCCUUUGUGGAGACGGGCAUCAGCGUCAUGGUGUCGCGUAGCAACGGGACGGUCUCUCCGUCGGCCUUCCUGGAGCCCUUCAGUGCAUCGGUGUGGGUGAUGAUGUUUGUGAUGCUGCUCAUCGUCACGGCCAUCGCCGUCUUCCUCUUUGAGUUCGUCAGUCCGCUGGGCUUCAACCGCAACUUGGCCCAAGGCAAAGACCCGCACGGCCCGUCGUUCACCAUCGGUAAGGCCGUUUGGCUGCUCUGGGGUCUGGUGUUCAACAACUCGGUUCCGGUGCAGAACCCAAAGGGCACCACCAGUAAGUUCAUCGUGUCGGUCUGGGCCUUCUUCGCCGUCAUCUUCCUGGCCUCCUACACCGCCAACCUGGCCGCCUUCAUGAUCCAGGAAGAGUUUGUGGACCAAGUCACCGGGCUGUCCGACAAGAAGUUCCAGAGUCCUUACUCCUACUCCCCUCCGUUCCGCUUCGGGACGGUUCCCAACGGCAGCACCGAGCGCAACAUCAGGAAGAACUAUCCAGACAUGCACCAGUACAUGACCAAAUACCAUCAAACCGGUGUCACGGACGCGCUGGUCACCCUCAAGACCGGAAAGCUGGACGCUUUCAUCUACGACGCCGCGGUGCUGAACUACAUGGCCGGCAGAGACGACGGCUGUAAGCUGGUCACCAUCGGCAGCGGCUACAUCUUCGCCACCACGGGCUACGGCAUCGCCUUGCAGAAGGGCUCCUACUGGAAGCGCCUGGUGGAUUUGGCCAUCCUGGGCAUCAUAGGAGACGGUGAGAUGGAGGAGCUGGAGGCGCAGUGGCUGACUGGGAUCUGCCACAGCGAGAAGAACGAGGUGAUGUCCAGCCAGCUGGACGUGGACAACAUGGCGGGCGUCUUCUACAUGCUGGCCACAGCCAUGGGCCUCUCCAUCCUCACCUUCAUCUCCGAACACCUUUUCUACUGGAGGCUGAGAUACUGCUUCACCGGCGUCUGCACGGGGAGGCCGGGGCUGCUCUUCACCAUCAGCAGGGGUAUAUGGAGCUGUAUCCACGGCGUCCAUAUAGACAUGAAGAAAAAGAACCCCGAGCUGGACUUCAGUCCUCAAGCCAACAUGCUGCAUCUGCUCAAGUCCGCCAAGUCCAUGGCUUUGUCUUCUCCGAAACGCAACACUGUCCUCCUGCAGCCCAACAUCCUGGAUGUGAUGUCGGGGAAAGGUAACUCGCUGCACAGCCUGGCCCCGAAGGGUCCCGGUCUCUAUAGCAACGCCGCUGGUCCGCACAGUUUCUUGUCAUUGUCCGGACGACACAAAAACCUCCUGAACAAUGCCGCGCCGUUCCCCGGGCAGAAGAAAGCCCCCCCUCUCCAAACCAGCCCCAACAAGCCCCAGCUGUCAAUCACCAACGACAACGGCAAGACCCGCCUGGCGGGGGCGGGCCUCUCCGCCGGGCCGCAGGGCUCAAAACCGCGAGCCCUGUGGAAGAAGAGCGUGGAGACGUUGAAGACUCAGCCCGCUGCCGCAUCUCCGGGGCCGAGCCCCGUGCCGUCGUCCGGACCGGGGCCCGCGACGAUGAAGAGCCAGCGCUACCUGCCCGAAGAGCCGCCGCACUCCGACAUGUCCGAGUGCUCCAGCCGGCCGCCGUCGCACAAGGAUUCCGAUUCCGUGGCGGCGGCGAGGGCGGGCGGUUUCAAGCCUAUCAAUCAGCUGAGGAAGAGGGGAGGGGCGGGCGGGGGCGGAGGAUCCAAGAUCUACUCCAUCGACUCAGACCAGGCCAGCCUCCAGUCCGCUCCGCCCUACCAGCGAGACAGCCAGGGGGGAGGCGACGACCACAGUUACCCCCCUGACCUGUUUCCGCCCGACAACACGUACUCGCACACCCACACGCUCUCCCACCAGGCGGACGCACCCAUCCUGCAGCUGAGCGCCAGCCUGCUGCACCACAGCCACAGCGCAGAGGCCGACCUGCACUCCCUGAAGGACAAGAAGUACAGCACCUACACGCACAGCAGCUCAAAGGACAAAUCGGCCGGCUCGUUCGACACCCCGGGUGCAGGUCAGGGGACGCAGAGCGUCCGGCCCGGCCACUGUCGCUCCUGCCUCACCAAGCUGAGCGGCUACUCCGGCCUCUACACUGUCCGCUCGCCGGGGGCUCGCUGCGACGCCUGCGCCCACCUGGGGAACCUGUACGACAUCCGGGAGGAUCACCUGCACUCGCACUACUCCCACCCGCACGCCCACCCGCACGGCGGGGACAUGUUCACGCACUACCUUCCGCAGAGCGAGCUGGGCCUGGUGGGCGAAGGGGACGGGCUGGUCAGCCACUUCGAGCCCCCGCCUUCCUCCCCGUCGCCUCUGCCGAGCGCCUCCUCGGCACAGCACCUCCAGCUGAGUCGCCAGCACUCCUACGAGAACGUGCUGCCGGACGGCGUCCCCGACCGGCAGUCGCAGCUGCACUCCCACCUGCGGGGGCUGAGCCUGCCCGACAGAGAUAGGGAGAGGGAGCUGACCCUGGACGAGGGGGCCUACGCCAACGUGCUCACCAUGCGCUCCGAUCGACCGUUCAGCAGCCGCAGCCCGCCGUCUCCGUCACCCUCGCACCACCACAGCCUGGACGCCCCCAUGGCCCUCCCCCGCCGCUCAAAGAGCCUCUUCCCCGAUCGGCCCUCCCACAACCCUUUCCUCCAGUCGGCCCCCGGCACGACACAACGAGAUCCCUCCCCCCAGGCUGUCGCGCGCAUGCCACAGAGAAGUUCCGCCCACGAGCUCUAUAAGCAGCGGAUGCCGCUGUCGCUUACCCUCGGUAACCAUGGCAGCCAUCACAACAGCCAGCAUGGCGGCCUUGUCGACCAACAGGUGUUCUACCCUCAGCAGGAGCCCCCCGUGGUGGCCUACAUGGUCCCACCCGCCGCCUCUCAGCCAAUGAGCUAUGUGACAGCGCCGCGGGCCUCGAGCGCCGGCGGCAACAGGCCCCGCCUCUACCGCCGCAUGCCCAGCAUCGAGUCCGACGUCUGAGGGCCGCGCGCAACAUGCGCACUCUCACGUAGAGACCCGCUGACACGCACGCAUGCGAGACGGAGGCGUGCGUGUGACUGGAACCAGACUGCGCACAGACACACACGGACACACACGGACACGUGCGCACACGCACACACGCACGCAGCGGGAGGACGCUGAGGUUUGCUCUGGACUUAAAGGUUAAUGCUGAGUAAAUAAAUGGUUGUUGCUUCAUCGCGCCCUCUGCAGGAAAGGGUCGGGGGGCCACAGGGACACAAGAUGCAGACUGCGUGUGAGUGUCGGCGUGUGCGCGUGCGUGUGUGUGUGUGUUACCAGCCUCGAGCUUCGGGCAACGAGGCGCAAACGGACAACCCGUCCGACGAGACGGACGGAACGGGAGGGACACUGUGCAACGCCGAUGGUGGGACCUGACGAGAGAUGCAACCGCUCGUGUUUGGAAGACGAGCCGACUUGUCCCGCCCCCUCACCAGCCUCUGGCAGACGAAGGGGGUCUCACAGAAAUCCCCUUUCUUUAUGAUAUCACACACACACACACACACACACACACUUAUUUUAGCUAAACACUCUGCGGGACUCUCCCAGGCUGGUUUCUACAGUCGGCCCGUACGAUGCCGGCGUGGCUUAGAGAGUAAACUCAAUAGUAAAUUACUUUCUUUGUAAUAGUCGAGACUGGGAGGCGGGCAGCUGGUCGGGACGAAGGCCUGAGGAGCGUCUGCCCGCAGAUGUACAAACACUCGAACACACACACGCGCGCACACUGUGUCUGUGUCGGGGGGGGGGGUUAAAACUACCGACUGUGUUGUUGUUGUUGUUGUUGUUGAUGUCAGUUAAUUGAACAUUCCAAAAAAGUGGACCGAGCGUCGCCCGUCAGGACGAGAGUGUGUGUUCUAGUGUUUCUAGAUCUAGAGUACAGUAUAGCAUCCUUGCUUCCUCUCCUAGCUAGCCUUCAGGUCUUAAUGCAUGCUUCCUACUGCCCUGUGUUACAGUGAAACUCCUAUACAGGGUCAUAUAUGCACACACACACACACACACACACACAUAUAUAUAUAUAUAUAAAUGCACACACACAUGCACAUACGCAGUAGUCUAGGAUAGUAGUUUAGGGUGUGUGUGUGUGUGUGUGUGUCGAAGCUAUGAGAUAGUUUCUCUCCGUGCACUUUGUAGAUUUUAUAUCCUGCCACCUGACACAGACGUUUGACCAAAAACACUUUUGUACUGAAAGAUGUGAAUAUUCUCAAUCAUUCGCUGGAUAGAUGUUUCCUUUUCUCUUAUUUCUCUUUAGCGUUGGCUUUUAGGGGCACCGUUGAUUUUCCAUUGUGAGGUCAGAAGCAUCAGAGUGUUGGAUAAUGGGGACAUUAUCAUACGAUACACACAGCAACAACCCUUAAGCUUUCUCUUAUUUCCUUAACUUUUACAGCGCUCACCCCUCCUUCAUCCGGCCUUCCCUUCUUCCCUCAUCAGCUUUCGUUCAUCCCCUUAAUCUCUCCUUCCAUGCUCCCUUCUAUUAUAGAUUGAGUAACAGAAGAAUAAAGUUCAGUCUUGGUGUUUUUGAAACACAACAUAUUGUUGGAAUUCACUUUAUUUCAGUAGAAAAAGCGUUUCAUAACUCUUUCUGUUGAGCAAAAGGCCUGCGGGCCCGUUGUCAUGCUUCCGUAGAGGAUUCGGAAAGCUGAGCGCGUCGCUGGUGCAGAUUUGCUCACCAAACGAAUCCUCCUGGACGGGCGUCAGGGCGCCUGGUGCUCGCGCGUCUCUCUGUUUGGCGACGAACAGCAGAGGGUCACGCGGCAAAGCGGGGAGUUUUGCGAAUUGACUCGUUACAGAGGCAACACUCACACACGCGCACGCACUCGACAAGCUGGCAAUGUGUGUAUGAGUGUUCUAGAAAUCCAUAUAUCUACUGAGUAAGGGCAUCGAUUUAUGAGCACAAGCAUUUUGAUGGAAAAAAGACUUGAUGUCCCAUUAGCUGAGCGUCUGUCUCUAUUCUCCUUUCUAUACUCUAUUCUCUCUCACACACACACACACACACACACACACACACACACACACCACACACAUAGCUCUAUAUAUAUUGGCUGCAAGGAAUGCAAGACAGUUGAAACAAAAAAAGGCACCUUUUUGAACGGCUGCCCCUCUUUUGGUAUUCUUACCAGGUUUGGUGUGUGAGUUAUAUGCACAAUAUCAGGUUGCAAUAUUAUACUUCUGUACAGAGAAAUCUUUGUUUUAAAUGUUAAAAACGAAUAUCAUUUGUUUGAUUUGAAUGGUAUUAAGUGUAGGAUUCAUUUCAAUAACAACGUGGCUUUUUAUUCAGCUUUUUUUAAAAGACCAAAAAAAAAAAAAAAAGACUGGCAUGUUUUUAGAUUCUCGUGUGAUUUCUUUCCUUUCCUCUGGUGUGUUGUUGGUUGGGACCUCACUGUACAGUCCUCACUGCCUGGUUAACACACUGGUUAACCCGUCCUGCUCACCGGCUAACUAGCCACACGUAGCUGGGUCUUUCAUCUGAAUCACGCUCAAUGAAUAAUGAGAGUCCGGCCUGCGUGGUGGAUACGAGCCCCCUCCCACCCACGUACUUCUCUUCCACUACGAGUCUGUGCUGUUGUGCGCGAGGGUGUGCGAGAGUGUGUACAUGUGUGUGUUUUACACCGUGCAGGCAUUUAUAUAAGUCAGUGGACGGUAUGUGUAACAAGAGGUUGUUUGUGGUGUGUGUGUGUUUGUACUUUUCUGUACUCUCUUUGGUUCGUCCCACACAUAACAUUUGACCCGGCUCUUACUCAUCUAACACAAAUACUACACACACACACACACACACACACAAACCCAUGUUGCGUCUGUACUGUCUUUGGUUAAGAGAGCACGUAGAAUGAGUUUUGUGCGUCCAACCGAUUUUUUUUCCACCAACCGAUUCUUUUGAUCAUUUCUUUUAAAUUGCAUGACGUGCUCGUGUUUCUGGUGGUACCUAUUUUGCUGCAACACCUGAGUUCUCCCCGAGUUGACCUACUGAGGCUACAUGCACCAACGCACCCCCCCCCCCUUCCACGACUCCCCACCCUGGUUAGCGACGCCACAUCCUGCGGCCUGUGAUGUCAGCAAAGGCGCCACGCUGGCUCCUGCACAACGCCAGCCGCCGGCGAGGAGCGCGCGGUCAGCGCUUCUCCGCUUGGGUGGCGACAGACAGGCGUCGUACGCGCAGCACCGGGUGGAAGGAGUGCGUUGGUGUGCAGUCCUCCGGGUCUCCCUGCCGUGUAUCUCACUUGUGUAUAAGUUCAGGGGUUUCUAAGCUACUAGUUGUGUUGUAAAUACUACCUUGUCACUCAGUACCUCUGUACAAUCUGUAAAUAAGUAAAGGUUACAUUUUUCUACUCGUG
This is a messenger RNA of Gasterosteus aculeatus aculeatus (three-spined stickleback), 8911 nucleotides long. Lineage: Eukaryota; Metazoa; Chordata; Actinopteri; Perciformes; Gasterosteidae. The record is from RefSeq and is a predicted model, not a curated record.